Molecule: messenger RNA, 261 nt
Organism: Clonostachys byssicola
Lineage: Eukaryota; Fungi; Ascomycota; Sordariomycetes; Hypocreales; Bionectriaceae
Source: the annotation of a GenBank genome assembly
AUGUCUGCUCGCCUUAGGACAUCACUUUGGACAUGGCUGACUGAGGCGGCAGACGGAGGUGGGGUUCGUGGUCUCGCCAGCCUCCUCAUCCUAAAAAGGGUUCUUUAUCUUAUUAACCCCGACAGCCCACCAAAAGCAUGCGAAAUUUUCGAUUUCAUUGCUGGAACAAGUACUGGGGGGUUGAUUGCCAUAAUGCUUGGGAGGCUGGUAUGGAAUACGUUUCUACACAUACGCUGGGAUGUUGAACAAUUUGGUGUCUAG